This is a messenger RNA of Cladocopium goreaui, 528 nucleotides long. Lineage: Eukaryota; Dinophyceae; Suessiales; Symbiodiniaceae. The record is from the annotation of a GenBank genome assembly.
AUGGCCGAGCCGUUGCCGGUCACCGCCUGGCGCACAUUGGCCAACAGCUUCACGGUGACGCUGCCGCGCCCCGUUGGGAGCUUCGAGGAGGGAGCGGGUGAUGCGCAGGGUCUGCAGAUCAUAGCGCGAAGUUCCAUGAAUUUGGGUUACAGCGCGACAGAUCCAUCGGCGCCACCAGUGAUGCUGCACGCCAAGGUGACGUCACCCUUCUCCACUGCAGACUUGCAGGUGACAUUUUACGAGAAUGGUCAACCGCUGGGAGAGCCGAUUCCAUUGGCUGAUGGCAAUGGAUACCGGGCCACGGCUGGGCCGGUGGUAAAAGACGCCUUCUACGAGGUGGUGUUGUUUCACGUGCCGCGGACGCCUUCCUCCAGGACACACUGCGUGGACUUCGACGUGGAGUUGGCCGCGGUGAGUUUGACGCCUCCCACGGCGCAGGGGCAGUUCAUUGCGCCCCUGCCAGGAGCUGAGAAUUGCUGGAGUGGCGACCAACUACCAGCUGUGAUCCGCGUACGUCUCCUGACCGAA